This is a messenger RNA of [Torrubiella] hemipterigena, 2717 nucleotides long. NCBI's taxonomy places the organism in Eukaryota, Fungi, Ascomycota, Sordariomycetes, Hypocreales, Clavicipitaceae. The record is from the annotation of a GenBank genome assembly.
CAAAGGUGUUUGCUGGCGGUUUUGCAAACAUCGCCGUUGCCUUGCUGCAUUGUCCAUCUACUAAACCAGUGUCAAAAGACACCAGCUAGGCAAUCAAAUCGCAGCUCUCCCUUUCAAAUCGUUCGCAAUGAGCGGCGCCCCGGGACAGUUCGGCGCGCAGGCGUCGUGGCAGGAACACCACACUCCCGACGGCCGAGCCUAUUAUUAUAAUGCUACUACAAAAGUCACGCAGUGGACGAAGCCAGAAGAGAUGAUGGCACCUGAAGAGAAAGCACUUGCUUCCCAGCCCUGGAAGGAGUACACUGCCGAAGGCGGCCGAAAGUACUGGUACAACACCGAAACGAAGCAAAGUUCUUGGGAAAUGCCCGAGGCAUUCAAGAAGGCGUCCAAUGCCUCUACGCCGGUGCCUACUGCUGCUCCAUUCGCGCAGCCUGCGGCGCAAGGCGGCUACGAUUCUGGCCGAGACGGUGGCCGCGAUGGUGGCAGAGAUGGCCGCGACGGACGUGACGGGCGCGAUUAUCGAGAUUCUCGUGAUAAUAGAGACUACCGCGAUGACCGAGACAACCGCGACAGAUACCACGCCGAAGCCCGCCCCCAAGCGUUCGUCCCCUCGACCAACGACCCCGAAUAUGCGACAGCUGAGGAAGCGGAACAAGCCUUUGCCAAGCUGCUGCGCCGCAGUGGUGUCCAGUCGGAUUGGACAUGGACUGACACUGUUCGAGCUGUCGCCAGAGACCCCCAAUUCCGAGCUAUUCGCGAUGCCAAGGACCGACGAGCGGCUUUUGAAAAGUACUGCCAGGACAUGGUAGCGCAAGACAAGGAGCGCGCUGAGGAGCGCUUGACGAAGCUGAGGGCGGACUUCGAGACAAUGCUUAAGCGCCACCCUGAAAUCACUCAUUAUACGAGAUGGAAGACAGCCCGGCCCAUGAUUGAGGGCGAGACCAUUUUCCGAUCGACUAAUAACGAAAAUGAGCGUAGACAAGUCUUUGAGGAGUAUAUUGAGACGCUCAGAAAAGCACAUGAAGAACGAAAGGCGAGUGUCCACAAGAGUGCCAUGGAUGGCUUGAUUGACCUGCUACCCAGGCUGAACUUGGAAGCGUACACUCGGUGGUCGGAUGCUCAGGACCUUAUUUCCUCCACCGCUCCCUUUCAGAGCGAAGAGAAGUAUCGCGCAUUGACGCAAUUUGAUAUCCUCACCGCAUUCCAGAACCACAUGAAAUCCUUGGAAAGAGCCUUUAAUGACGCCAAGCAGGACGAGAAGAACCAAAAGUUCCGCAAGGAGCGCAUGGCCAGAGAUGCCUUCAAGUCUCUUCUGACUUCCCUCCGAAAGGAGGGUAGGGUCAAGGCUGGUACCACAUGGACUCAAGUUUAUCCGCUGAUCCAGGGAGACGAUAGAUACAAGAGCCUUGCCGGUAAUGGCGGUUCAACUGCCCAGGAACUGUUCUGGGACGUGGUAGAAGAGGAGGAGCGUGGCCUACGUGGGCCAAGAAAUGACGUCCUUGACGUUCUCCAAGAUAAACGGUUCGAGAUCACUCCCUCCAGCCAGCUGGAAGAAUUCCUCUCCGUCAUGAAGGAUGAUCGUCGCACUGCUAACAUUGACAUGGAUAUUCUCAAACUUCUUUUUGAACGAUUGCGUGAUAAGCGGCCAGCCAGACGCGACGACGACCGUCAGUCCGAACGCCAACAGCGUCGUGCCGUCGACGAUUUGCGAGCUUUCCUUAAGCGUGUCGAGCCUCCAAUCACGGCAGCCGAUACAUAUGACAAGGUACGACCUAGACUACUCAAAGCAGAAGAAUUUGAGGCAGUCGCCUCGGAAGACGCACGCCGCUCAGCCUUUGAGAGGCAUGUACGCCGACUGCGAGACAAAGAUGAAGGUGAUCGCCCCUAUCGCCGCGAGGACCGUAUGUCAGUCGAUCGCGAGGCGCCACGCCGUGAGCGAGACCGUUCUAGAGGUGAGAGAUCUCAUCGCGGCGGCCGCUCAUCUCGUCGCAGUCGCAGCCCAGAACAGGAUCCCUACGAGGCCGAUAGACGCCGCGCCAUUGCUGAGCGCGAGCGCAACCAUCGCAAGACAACCAUGGCAGAGAACAUGCUAUAUGAGCGCGAACGCCGACCCUCGCCUCCUCGUCGCGACCGUGAGCGUGACCGAGACUAUGACCGCCCACCGCGUUCUCGACGAGACGAUGAGUUGCCGUACGACCGCGACCAGCGCCGUCGUCGUCCUGAACGCGGAGGCCCCCAGGAAGAGCUUCCCUACGGUGACGACCGACCAGCUUCUGGAUCGCGUCGCCGCCGGCCCGAAGGCGAAGACGACUACAACAGAAAGAACUCUCGAGACUCCAAGCGUCCGAGAAAAGACCGAUCACCUGAGCGCACGCCUGCUCGUGAUGCUCCCCCUCCAGAAAAAGCGGCAUCACCGUCAGCUUCCAAGGAUAUUAUGAGUGGCAGUGAAGAAGGUGAGAUUGAAGAAUGAUUGUUACACAUUUGUGAACCCUUGUUCCCUUCACUACUUCACUCAAGCUUCUUAUCUAUAUGAUCCAGGACUGUGCCGAACGGCAAUACACCAUCCAUUUACCCUGGCAAGUAUACUAUGUAAUUUGGUCGUGUAUGUUUCCUUUUCCUGGUAGCAUAUCCUGUUUUGGAGUCAUCAGCAUGAUUGCUAUUUGCCACUGCCUGUAUAGAAAUUUGAAUUAUAAUUUAAUACAUGCGAUUAAGCCGAC